Messenger RNA from Aspergillus tanneri, 1287 nucleotides. It is a transcript of the gene ATG18, whose product is annotated as phosphoinositide binding protein ATG18. Lineage: Eukaryota; Fungi; Ascomycota; Eurotiomycetes; Eurotiales; Aspergillaceae. The record is from RefSeq and is a predicted model, not a curated record. Bases 1 to 1287 code for a protein of 428 amino acids. Gene Ontology annotation, biological process: protein localization to phagophore assembly site; nucleophagy; protein lipidation. Gene Ontology annotation, molecular function: phosphatidylinositol-3,5-bisphosphate binding; phosphatidylinositol-3-phosphate binding; protein binding. Gene Ontology annotation, cellular component: cytosol; extrinsic component of membrane; fungal-type vacuole membrane. The transcript has 5 exons.
AUGAACUACGUUACUUUCAACCAGGACUACAGCUAUCUGGCUGUAGCGACAUCCAAAGGAUUCCGCAUCUUCACAACGGACCCUUUCGCCAAAAGCUAUGAGACGAAGGAAGGGAACAUCGCAAUCAUUGAGAUGCUAUUCUCGACGUCGCUUGUUGCUCUCAUCCUAUCACCACGCCGUCUUCAAAUCACUAACACUAAGCGCCAAUCUACAAUAUGCGAAUUAACGUUUCCGACCACCGUCCUAGCUGUGAAAUUGAACCGAAAACGGCUCGUGAUCGUUCUAGAAGACCAAAUCUACCUAUAUGACAUCCAAACUAUGAAGCUAUUAUAUGCGAUCGAAACCUCACCGAAUCCUAACGCGAUUUGCGCCCUAUCUCCGUCCUCCGAUAAUUGCUAUCUCGCAUACCCGCUUCCUCAGAAGGCUCCUACCACAUCGUUCACCCCCCCAUCCCAUGCCCCUCCUGGAACAACACAUGUUUCUCCUACGAGCGGCGAAGUCUUGAUUUUCGAUACAUUGAAACUGGAAGCCAUCAAUGUUAUCGAAGCGCACCGGUCACCACUCGCCUGUAUCACGCUUAACAGUGACGGUACUCUUAUAUCAACGGCAUCGGACAAAGGAACUAUCAUUCGAGUCUUCUCGGUUCCUGAUGGCCACAAGCUUUAUCAAUUUCGACGAGGCUCGAUACCUUCCCGGAUUUAUAGCAUGUCCUUUAACACGACAUCUACUCUCUUGUGUGUGUCUUCUUCCACGGAGACGAUACAUUUAUUUAAAUUGAGUCACCACACCCCGAAUUCGGAGGGCUCGCCGUCAUCUUCGCCACCGGGUCGCGAGAGGGCCUUCAGCCAAAGCUCCCUUGGGGAUUCUCCCGACACAGAAGACAUCACAGGAGAUACAAGCUCCUCAGAAAUACCCAGCAGGAAACACAAUGGGACUUUAAUGGGGAUGAUUCGACGGACUUCGCAAAACGUUGGCAGUUCCUUUGCUGCCAGGGUUGGGGGUUACCUUCCCAAAGGUGUCAGUGAAAUGUGGGAGCCUGCACGAGACUUUGCUUGGAUCAAACUUCCCAAAUCAAACCAAGCCCCUGGGACGAACGGGAACACUGGUCCCCUGAGGAGCGUGGUUGCAAUGAGCAGCAACAUGCCGCAGGUGAUGGUAGUGACCAGUGACGGCAAUUUCUAUGUUUUUAGCAUUGACCUCUCUAAGGGAGGCGAGGGAACCCUAACCAAACAAUACUCGGUACUAGAUACGAAUGACAGGCUAGGGUACUCUAUAACGGACUACUGA